AUGGCCCAAAUCUUUCUUGAUGGGCUUCCUCAAGUCAACUUCGAAACCUUACCAUCGGAAAGCAGAUGCAUGAUUUGCCUGGAGGUGUAUGGAACCAAUCUAGAGGAUGAUGGUGCUGUGGAAGUCGUGGUUCGCCUGCCCUGUGGUCACCACGUCGGCGCUCAGUGUAUUCGAAUAUGGUUGUCUCCCAAUGAAGAGGCCAGAAACUCAUGCCCAGCUUGCAGAAGGGCAUUCUUCCCAGCCCAACCUCGGCCAUAUAUGGAGCAUGGAACAAUUGAGCAGGAGGAAGAUGACUUGGAGGACGAAGAAGAUGACUGGCAUGGACCCAGCGGCAGAACGAAUCAUCCCCGUAGAGCGAAUCUAGGCGUCUUCUUCCUGGAUGUUCUGCGCAUGGUUGGGGAAGCUGGCCAACCUCCACGACCAGGGCAAGAAGUGCCGCAAAUGGAGGCGAUGGAGGAGUAUACGCAAGACCGAGUACGGGGUUGGUGGCCUGAGUUCUUUCAGACUACCACCGAACAGUACCAAGAAAGUAUUCGACGUGCCAGGGCGGUCAUCACAACACCCAGAGUACCGCCUCCAGGAGCGAGCGUGAGUCAUUGGUCGCCAUACCCCUACUUACAACUCAGCGGAUCUGAGUCAAUCAAUCCCGAGGAAGGAGACCCUCAGCAUCUGGAUAAGGUUGUUCAGGCUUUAGCGACCGCCUUUCGGACACUGUCUUUCAGGGAGACCAUAGUAUACUCGAUUCUCCGGGAUUCCGGUGCUCGUGAUCGAUUUCCGUCAUCAUCGGAGGAUCUGCUCCAGCCGCUCAGCGCCGAGCAAGAGGAGGCGCUCUUCCGAGAGAUGGAGAGAAGAGGAGCUUUGGGGAUGGACUUUGGGCGUGAGUAUAGUGGCUUGAAUAACAGCCAGAGAUGGCAGGUGCAUCGUGAGGAUGGAGAGACGUGGAAUCCUUAUAGCGGGUUGUGGUCCCCGGAUUGGAGUGAGUGA
Letharia lupina is the source of this 984-nucleotide messenger RNA. RefSeq lists its product as uncharacterized. The transcript has a single exon. The record is from RefSeq and is a predicted model, not a curated record. Bases 1 to 984 code for a protein of 327 amino acids. Lineage: Eukaryota; Fungi; Ascomycota; Lecanoromycetes; Lecanorales; Parmeliaceae. Gene Ontology annotation, molecular function: ubiquitin protein ligase activity. Gene Ontology annotation, biological process: ubiquitin-dependent protein catabolic process.